AAGAUAUUUUACUAAAUAGUUGCAGACAUAUAUAUAACUAGACAGCAAUUACGCUAGCGAAAGUUGCGAAUAUGCUGGAACAAGAGAAAUUUUAGAGAAUUUCGAAAAAAGUAGAUAGUUUGAAUGCUUUAUCUUGACUUGGAUACAACCUCGGAGGAAGAGUGAAAAUCGAAACUGAUUAAUUCCCUUGUUAAACAAACGUUCUACCAUAAUUAUGCUCUCUCUCUUCCAACUAUGCUCCAACCUUUAUCAUAACCUAGAGAUUUUAUCAUACACACUGCGUUAUUAUCUAUAACACAGUAAGGCGUCUAGUAGCUAGUCAUUGCUUUAAUUAUUCGUUGAAUACGUAUAGAAUCAUAAAGUGAAUCACACGAUAUGCGGACACUCUGCUUUAAAAGUGUUAGUAUGACUCAGAUUAAUUAUUCGUUUUCUUUUUGAAAAAACUACAAGUCUUAAACAUACAAAACACCUUCUUUGGGCCUUAGGGUUAAUAACUGGAUUAGUCACAAAGUCUCAAACGACGACAUUUACUAAUUUGGCCUCACAGCUCACUGCUCUCGUUUAAAAUUUUACGGUAGUCCUUCUAAGUAGUUUACGAGAAAAUCGUUACAGAAAAUGACAGUUUUGUACCUUAAAAAGUAAAUAUGCAGUUUAUUUUCUUGAAGGCGGUCUAUGCUUCGCACUGUAUUAAUCACGUUUAACCGUUCACGUAGAACUGUUCUGUUUUUAUCCAGGGAACUCUAUUAUUGAGCAUAUUAAUAUUAAUAAUUCAUUUGUCUUCAAAUCUAAUUGUUGUUUUUCCAAACGUUUGAUAUCUAUCUCGUGUGUAUAUGUACUUGCACAAAUUAUGAGCUAAUCGAUUGAACGAAACACAAUGAAUAGAACAACGGUGACUUUUAAAGAUUAUUAUUGUCAACAAAGAAACAGUAUAUUUUUGAAAAAAAAUUCCACAACUCUCAAAUGUAGGACUGAUUAAUCUUAAAUUUUUCAUUAAUAAGCAAAUAAUAUUCCCAAAUGUACACACACAUAUAUAUAUUAGUAAAAUCAUCGUAGAACAAGUUUUUUUCUUUUUCUCAUAACUGUAAAAUGCCGCAAUCCGCGUCAAACAUUUCAAGAAUACAUUUAUUCGUAUUGUUGAUUAUCUGUUAUUGUUCUGUAGCGACUAAAAACACUAUGGAGCUUGAUAGCGUUAUCCUUCAAAAUCUUCAACUAUCAUCUGAUGAUCAAACGACAACAGCAUUUGUAGAUAUUGAAUUGUACAACGAAUAUCAAUGUGCUGUUGAAUGUGUUAAACAUCAUUCAUGUACAGGUUAUUCCUAUUUAGUCCAAACUAGAAUAUGCUCACUAUUUGAAAAAGUCAACAUGCAAGUAAAUGAAAAAGUCAAAAAAUGGCGAACUGAAUUAUCAAGUAAUGCAUGUGAUAAAAAGAAAUGUAAACCAGAUACCAUUUGUAUUGAUUAUAAUGAAAAUAUGGAACGUAUACCAACGGCCCUAAACGAAGCAUCAGAAUUAUCUGCAUUAUUGAAUCAAUGGAAAAUUUAUAACUGUUCACUUCUUCGUUUUCCAGAUGUGGGAAAUUGGGCAGACUGGAGUGAGUGGGGAAGUUGUAGCGUAACAUGUGGUGAAGGUUAUAGAUCACGAAAACGGCGAUGUCUUAAAGAUGGCCGUGAAACUGCAUUUGAAAACUGUAUUGGUAAAGGUCUUGAAAUUCAACCGUGUAAUAUCACAAAGUGUCCAUUGUAUGGGCCAUGGUCUCCAUGGACUUCGUGCUCAACAUUUUGUGGUAUUGGCUACAAACAACGAAAUAGAUCCUGCAUACCACCCGGAUCCAGUUGUGGAAAUUAUACAUUUGAACAACGGGCAUGUGGUGAAGUCAACUGUCAAAAAGUGGCAGGUAUAAAACAAACUGAACCAGAAAAAUAUCCACUCAAGGGUUAUUUAUCAAUACGUGAAGGUGAUAUAUUAUGUGUGAGUUCCACAAGUGGAAAAAUAGCAAAACAUAUGGCCGAUUUGGUAUGUAAAUCAAUUGGUUUACAACGUGGUGCUCAGUACGCUGUUUUGAAUCAAAUAAAACAUACUGCUACAUGUUAUCCGGGAAUAAUUUGUGAUGGUACCGAAAAAAGUUUUUACGAAUGUAAAUAUGAUAGAAGUCUAACGACAAAAAAUAUUAGCGAAUUAUCUGCCAUCGUUGCGAGAUGUAUUGUUGAUGGUGGUUUUUCGGAAUGGUCUCCUUGGAGUUCAUGUACAAAGCCUUGUGGUACUGGUUUUCAACAACGAAAUCGAACAUGUACCGAUCCACCACCGUCUAUUCCAGAAACUAGUGAAGACUCAUUAUUAGCUGGUUAUAAUUGUACAGGAGCAUAUUCACAAUCAAAAAAAUGUAAUACACAAUUAUGUAAAAAGAAAACUUAA
This is a messenger RNA of Didymodactylos carnosus, 2412 nucleotides long. The record is from the annotation of a GenBank genome assembly. NCBI's taxonomy places the organism in Eukaryota, Metazoa, Rotifera, Eurotatoria, Philodinida, Philodinidae.